Messenger RNA from Durio zibethinus, 731 nucleotides. RefSeq lists its product as uncharacterized. NCBI's taxonomy places the organism in Eukaryota, Viridiplantae, Streptophyta, Magnoliopsida, Malvales, Malvaceae. The record is from RefSeq and is a predicted model, not a curated record.
AGAUGAAAGAUGGGCUAACUCAGAUCACGCACAAACACUAAACCUAUUAGGAAGAAGAUUAACUGCAGAUCACUGACAUGGCUCAAGUUCAGAUCACCACCAAUUGUAGUGUUAAAAAUAAGACUAGUUCAUCGAUGGCAUAUCACACUUGCAAAGAUUGGCAAGGUACGGCCUCUUAUCCUAAUCAGAUCCUAUCUCUUGUUGAAAUUUCUUUCCUACAUACAGGAAAUCUAAAUAGUUCAGAGGGAGCUGUUGUGUAUCGCAUUAAAAAGAGCAAUAACAAAUCCUUGGAUAUAAUGGUGGCUUGGUACGCUCAGUCCAAUUCUUCCAACAAGGCUUAUACUCUGGUCAAAGAAAUUGACUACUUUACAGCCGCCCGUUGGGAUGAAAUUAAAGAUUCCCUGGAAGCAUCCAGCAAGAAUAGCACCUGUACUUAUGACGGAUGCACCUCAGAAGUUGAAAUUGACGAUAAAAGUGCCGCAAAAUUUUCGGCGAAAAUAAGUUUUACUUAAUUGCCUGUGUUAAUGGCUGAUGUAAUAGGCUGUCAAAAUUACUAAGUAAAUAAAGUGCCUUGUGCAUUUGCACUCUUAGACUAUUAAAGUGAAUUUGGCAACCAAUAGACUAUUACUGUGUUGAUGUGUUUGUAUUGUAAUAUUUUAGUUUCUUAUGGAUCGUACAUCCCAUCUGGGAAUUUUAAAUAUCAAUAAAGAAUAACACCCUUUGGUUUAUAA